Molecule: messenger RNA, 543 nt
Organism: Penicillium roqueforti
Lineage: Eukaryota; Fungi; Ascomycota; Eurotiomycetes; Eurotiales; Aspergillaceae
Exons: 1
Coding region: 1-543 (180 amino acids)
Source: RefSeq, a predicted model, not a curated record
AUGGCACGUAGUCUCCAGCGACUUACAAUUCGAUACGAGGAAGGGACUCGUCUACCACUGAAUUCUAUCCUCGAAGAGCUCGAGAAGAAGAACCUUCCCAAUAUGCGCUCUGUGAUAUGCCAGAUACCCGACAAUAUCUGCGAAGGUACUACCAGCUCGGAGAUAUGCGUCGAGGCCGAGGCUUUCAAACCAAAUUCCAAAGAGUUAGGGGUGGAGCUAUCAACAGAACUCGUUCCAUACCCUCUCACCAUGCCGAAAUACGAUACCUGCCCGUGUGAAAACUUAACGUUCUUCCAUCAAUUCCCCUCCCAUCCCCGUGUCAAAUCUCGCCCACCAAACGAACAUACUACCAAUACAACCGAUGCGGGUCACAGCAACCCUCAUCCCGCUGGUGUGAUUUCCUUCGAUGACUAUGACCCAUAUUAUGAUGACCCAUACGAGGGUAACCAUCCUUCCUUGUAUGACAUGAGCCCACCUACUCCUCCCCGAAUGCCUACCUUUACGGAUUACGAUGACUAUUGUGAUUGGGCGUACGAUUGUUGA